UUCAAUUUGGGUUUUAUUUAAUAAAGUUUCCAAUUCAAAACACUAUAUUGCGCAUGCGCACGAACAGGCCGGACGUGCUCUCACUCCCCUCCUCCCCUUUUCGUAGUAGCGGUGUCCUUGCCAUUCCCAAGAUGGCUGCUCCCUUGCGGCUGCUCCAGGGACUGACAAGUUGCGUGUGGUGCGGCCGCCGGUCCUUGUCCUCAGCAUCCUCCACGUCCUCCGCCGCCAUCCGCCGCACCUUCUUGCGCUAUUUCGAGGAGCGGCAUGGACACCGGCACGUCCCGUCCUCCUCAGUGCGGCCUCGUGGAGACCCUAGUUUACUCUUCGUAAAUGCAGGCAUGAACCAGUUUAAGCCCAUUUUCCUGGGCACUGCGGACCCCCGGAGUGAGAUGGCGCAGUACCGCAGGGUGGUGAACAGCCAGAAGUGUGUGCGGGCCGGGGGAAAACACAACGACCUGGAGGACGUGGGCCGAGAUGUUUACCACCACACCUUCUUCGAGAUGCUGGGAAACUGGUCAUUUGGAGAUUACUUCAAGCUAGAAGCGUGCGCUAUGGCGUGGGAGCUGCUGACACACGGUUACGAGAUCCCAGCUGAUCGCCUCUAUGUCACAUACUUUCGGGGAGACCCAGAACUUGGCCUUGCUGCAGAUGAGGAGACCAAGGAGAUUUGGCUUAGCCUGGGUGUGCCGCCUUCACGUAUCCUACCAUUUGGUCUAAAGGAGAACUUUUGGGAAAUGGGGGACACGGGCCCCUGUGGGCCCUGCACAGAGAUUCACUAUGAUCACAUUGGAGGACGAAAUGCUGCCCCUCUGGUGAACCAGGAUAGUCCAGAAGUGGUGGAGAUCUGGAACCUGGUGUUCAUGCAGUAUAACAGGGAGUCAGAUGGAUGCCUCAGGCCUCUGCCGCAGUGUCAUGUGGACACGGGGAUGGGACUGGAGAGACUGGUCACAAUCCUUCAAGGUAAACGCUCCAACUACGCCACAGACCUUUUCACUCCCGUCCUGAAGGCCAUCGAGAGGGGCUCACAGGCCCCUCCGUACCAGGGGAGGCUGGGCACCGAGGACUCCCAUCAUGUGGACAUGGCGUAUCGGGUGGUGGCCGAUCACAUCAGGACCCUGUCAGUCUGCAUAGCUGAUGGGGUGUACCCCGGGACAUCUGGAGCAGAACUCGUGUUACGCCGCAUCCUCCGCAGAGCCGUCCGGUUCUCUUCUGAGGUUCUCCGUGCUCCUCCCGGCUUGUUGUCUUCCUUGGUGCCCACUGUGGUGGAGAUCUUGGGUGAUGCAUAUCCGGAGCUGGAGCGCGAGAAAUCUCAGAUCAUGAGGAUUCUAAACGAGAGUGAGGACGCAUUUCUGGUCUCCCUCCAGCGGGGGCGCCAUAUCAUCGAGCGCACUAUUCAACAAGGAGUGGCUAAUCAGACAUUCCCAGUGGGCGUGGCCUGGUCUCUGUACAGGAACCUGGGCUUCCCGCUGGAUCUCAUUGGGCUGAUGCUGGAGGAGAGAGGACUAUACCUGGACACGGCAGCUCUAGACCGGCUGGCUGUGGAGGAGGCCGAGAAGAAGGUCAGAAACCAGCAGGCGGAUGAUGCCCCAGCCCGGGUACAGCUGGACGUUCACUCUCUGGCUGAGCUGCAGCACCGGGGGGUCCCCAGGACCAAUGAUUCGCCAAAAUACAACUACCGCCUGGGGGCUGAUGGGAGAUACGUGUUCACGCCCUGCCAGGCCACCGUACUGACGCUCUACAAGGACCAGUCUCUAGUCUCUGCAGUGGACAGGGGUGAGCGCUGCGCAGCAAUCCUGGACCGGACAUGUUACUACGCGGAGCAGGGGGGCCAGAGCUGUGAUGUGGGGUACUUUGUACGAGACGGAGAGCAGGAUGUCCUGUUCCCGGUGGAGUCCGUACACGUGGCAGGAGGUUACGUGGUGCAUGAGAUCACAGCCGCUGAGCCGCUGAGGGUCGGGGAUCACCUCCUGCUGUAUCUGGACGAGGGCCAGCGGCUGGCAUGUAUGGUGAAGCACACGGCCACCCACCUGCUGAACUUUGCCCUGCGUCAGGUCCUUGGUGAGAGCACAGCCCAGCGCGGGUCACAUGUCACAGCAGAACGCCUGCGCUUUGAUGUCGGGGUCACGGGUCCAGUGAGCGGCGCGCAGCUGCAGGAGGUGGAGAAGCUGCUGCAGGAGUUGAUUGCGCAGGAUCUGGAGAUUGACACGGCGCACAUUCCACUCUCCGACGCCAAAUGCAUGCGGGGUCUGCGGACAGUGGAUGAGGUGUACCCGGAUCCCGUACGCGUGGUCUCGGUUGGGGUCCCUGUAGAGAAGCUGAUGAAUCCGAGUUGUCAGGAUGGUCUUCAGACAUCUGUGGAGCUCUGCUGUGGGACACAUCUGCUCAGGACCGCAGCCAUUGAAGACCUGGUGAUUAUCUCAGAAAAACCGCUGGUGAAAGGGAUCGUUCGUCUCAUCGCUGUGACCGGAGAGGAAGCCAAACAGGCGCGAGAGACGGGGAAGCUCCUGCAUAGAGAGGUGGAGUCCAUCACCGAGCGCAUGAAGACGAGGCCGGCCACCCUGAGUGAGGCCCAGCAGCUGUCCAAGGAGAUCGGCCUCCUGUCAGAAAAUGUGGACAGCGCCCCCAUACCUCAGUGGCAGAGGAAGGAACUGCAGACAUCUCUCAAAUCUUUGCAGAGAUCUGCUAAUACGGCCAUACGCAAGGUGGAAGAACGGCAGGCUAUGGAGAAGGUUGAGAGCCUCGUGGAGAAGUUCUCCCACCAUCAGCCAGUCAUCGUGGACGCUGUGUAUGUGGAGUCUCUUCCGGUGUUGGUGAAGCUGGUGAAUCAGGUGUGUGACAGACGUCCGGGCUCCGCUGUGAUGCUGCUCAGCCGACAAAGCUCUGGGAAAGUGCUGUGCGCCUGUCACGUCCCGAAGGGCUCCACGUCCGGUCUGUCCGCUGCUGAUUGGGCCAUCGCUGUGUGCUCGACAAUGAAGGGUAAAGCAGGAGGCUCCAUCGUCGUGGCCAAUGGCUCUGGAACUAGCGACACCUUAGACGAUGUUCUGCAGACCGCCAUGAGUUUUGCACAGAUGAAGCAGUAACUGGACGGG
This is a messenger RNA of Bufo gargarizans (Asiatic toad), 3089 nucleotides long. It is a transcript of the gene AARS2, whose product is annotated as alanyl-tRNA synthetase 2, mitochondrial. NCBI's taxonomy places the organism in Eukaryota, Metazoa, Chordata, Amphibia, Anura, Bufonidae. Gene Ontology annotation, cellular component: cytoplasm; mitochondrion. Gene Ontology annotation, biological process: tRNA modification; alanyl-tRNA aminoacylation. Gene Ontology annotation, molecular function: amino acid binding; ATP binding; aminoacyl-tRNA deacylase activity. Bases 54 to 3080 code for a protein of 1008 amino acids. The record is from RefSeq and is a predicted model, not a curated record. The transcript is spliced from 22 exons.